This is a messenger RNA of Penaeus monodon (black tiger shrimp), 819 nucleotides long. RefSeq lists its product as uncharacterized. The record is from RefSeq and is a predicted model, not a curated record. The coding region runs from base 1 to 420 and encodes 139 amino acids. Lineage: Eukaryota; Metazoa; Arthropoda; Malacostraca; Decapoda; Penaeidae. The transcript has 3 exons.
AUGGGAAUUCAUUGUAGAUUGAUUUAUUUCUUAGCUGUUAGUGAGGAAGCAGCCAGGAGAGCAGUGCAGGAGAUUCAGCACAGACAGAACCAAGAUAAAGAGUCUUCGCCCAUAUUAACACCCUCAUCUAAUCAGAACAUCAGGGUAGCUACUACCCAGUCAGAACCUACAGCUUUGUUGUCUGUUGCAACAUCCACUAGCGAAUCACCACCUGCUCAAGCCACUAAGAAUGUGAAAAGCUUGUUCAUCCAUGGGGUUGAUUUACAUCAAGAUGUAACACAAGCUGUAGAUGCCUUGCGUGAGAAGUUGACAUGGGCGAGUAAACAGCUAAAUGCUACAACAAGCAUUCAUGAGGCACAGACACUGGCAUCAUUGAUUUCAGAUACCUGCAGGGCUAUUUCUGCUCUAAGAGAUCUUUAAUGAGAAGAUAACAAAAAUGUUGCUUUGUUUUAAAAGCCCUUAAUCUCUGCUAGACUUAUGUUUUUUAUGCUCAAUUACUUCCUCUUUCUGGAACUGUUAAUUUCAAGGAAAAAUUUUCACUGACAAUUAUAAAACAUUGUAUUGUUGCCUGGUCAGGUUCAUCAUACCUUUAAGAAUAACCUCUUGACUGCAGUUGAAAAAAACACCAUAUAAUGUGGCACAUAGUGCAGAACAGAUUUAUUCAUAAAGUGGCACCAUUACACAAAGUCAGCACAACUUAGGUUUUCCUUGAGACACCCAAGCAUGUCAAGUAGUGAUGAUAUAGGCUGUGAUACUUGCCUAACUUGUGAAUAUGCUCUGUAUGUGACAUUUGUGAAUAUAAUAAAUUGAAUUAUGUUU